This is a messenger RNA of Penicillium manginii, 1464 nucleotides long. Its product is annotated as cytochrome P450. Gene Ontology annotation, molecular function: monooxygenase activity; oxidoreductase activity, acting on paired donors, with incorporation or reduction of molecular oxygen; heme binding. NCBI's taxonomy places the organism in Eukaryota, Fungi, Ascomycota, Eurotiomycetes, Eurotiales, Aspergillaceae. The transcript has 5 exons. The record is from RefSeq and is a predicted model, not a curated record. The coding region runs from base 1 to 1464 and encodes 487 amino acids.
AUGAGCAGGUCUGAUGAUCCUCUGACCUUUCUGCAUAAACGUCAUGUUUACAGCUUGCAGUACAAGGACACUCCAUUUCGUAUGCUCACUGGCGAUGGUGAAGUCGUCGUGUUGCCGACCAAGUAUCUAGAGGAGCUGAAACACCUCCCGCCAUCUAUCCUCAGUUCGUUUGAGGCACAAUUUGAGAUUGCACUGGGCGACUAUACAAAUCUUUUGAUAAGCAGUCACCUACCAUCUCAAACAGUCAAACGAUGUCUGACCCCUCGACUGCGUCGAGUUAUACCAUGGAUUAUAAAUGAGCUUGGUGAUGCAUUCAAUGCAGCGGUGCCAAAGUGCGAUGAGGUAUGGGUUCCGCUUCGGCCACACGAAAUGUUUGUGCACCUCAUUACUCGAGCGACAUCUCGUAUUGCGGGUGGCGACACACUACGUCGCAACGAAGAAUGGAUGACCACAGCAGGCAGCUACUCGGCUAAUGUAGGAUUGACAAUUCUUCUUCUCCGCCCGUUCCCAAAUUUCCUUCGCCCCUUUGUCGCACAAUUUCUCUCACCAGUGCGGCAGAUGAAACGGCAGGUUGGGUGUGUCAAGAAACUCUUUGCACCGAUGGUCGAACAACGCCGGGCAGCAGAGGCGCUCAACGACCCUAACUACAAGAAACCAGAUGAUUUUCUCCAAUGGAUGAUGGAUGGCGUAGAAGAUGAAGAGGACUUUGAUCCUGAGAUACUUGCGCAUCACAUGCUUGUCUUGACGAGUAUGGCGGUCAUACAUACGAGUUCAAUCACACUGACCCAGGCUCUCUAUGAUUUGAUCGCCAGGCCAGAAUAUCUCGAGCCUCUGCGCGAGGAGAUCCAAGUGACGUUUCAAAAUGGGUGGGAGAACGCAACAAAGGCAUCAUUAGAUGCACAGCGGCGUCUGGAUAGCUUCAUGCGCGAGUCGCAGCGUUUCAGUUCGAUAGGCGACUUGUCUAUGCACCGUAUAGUUAAGGAGCCUUUGACACUUUCAGAUGGACUGAUCAUCCCAGAAGGCACGCACAUCUGCUUUCCAGCGGGUCCAAUGUCGAGAGAUCCGUCUCUCGUCACCAAUGCUUCUGCUUUCGACGGAUUUCGGUGGUGUCAAGACACAAAUGACCGCCGCAAUGCUCUGAAGUCUGGCAAGCAUAACACAGCCAUGAAUGGCAUGGAUGACGUAAACUCACAGGGCGCUCCGCUGACUUCGACAACAUCAACCAGCUACAUCUCUCUCAGCCCCAGUGCAAUGCACUUCGGCUAUGGGCGUCAGGCCUGUCCAGGUCGUUUCUUUGCAUCAUGUAUGAUCAAAGCGAUUCUGAGUCGGAUUUUGAUGGACUACGACUUUAAGUUCGAGAAUAGUCAGACUGGAUGGAGGCCUGCUAACAUCUAUGUUGGGGAGCACAUCCUUCCAAACAUGCAUCUGAUGGUGUUGUUUCGGAAAAGGAAACUUGACCUUUGA